GUAGGAGAGGGAUAUCCUAGGAUCCUAAUAAGCCAUGGCCUCCUACUAUUCAAUAGCUGUGCUUUCCAUGCUAGCUUUUUCCGUCUCUAUGGGACAUGCACUCGAUGAAAAGAAGUUGCAAACCACCCUGUACAUAAAACAGAGACCCGCCCAAGACCAAAGGCCUCUAGGAACUGAUACCGUCGUCAUCAAUUGGCUCAUACAGGAUGGGCCUGGUGCUGCUGCGAAUACUAUCGGUCAUGCAGAGGGCCUGACUGUCCGUGCAAAUCCAGCCAAGCGUUUAUGGGCUACCAUAAUGGAUUUGGUGUUCGAGGGUGGAAGCCUCGCUGGAUCAACACUGAAAGUCAUGGGGCUUCUUGGGGGGGUGAAUGACGCACCUACUGGCCAGUGGAGUGUUAUGGGGGGCACAGGAGAACUUACAAUAGCACGAGGGAUUAUAAAUUACAGAAUAAUCCAAGAAGACGGUGCGAGCAGGACCUUUGAAAUAUGCAUAUAUGUGUACUACACUCCAAAGGAAACCAUUCCGGCUUUGGGUUGUAUUGCCUCAAGCCUUGAGCUUCCGACAAACAAGUAGAUCAUUCUUGUUAUGUGUGCCGAGGCGAGAAGACGACUGGAUUUACAAUCUAUUUAUAGUUUGAUCCUAAAUAAAUGCUCGCCUUGUAUUAUGAAUUACAAACUACACCGUACCUUUGUAUUCCAGGGAAGGUUCCUGCUCUAUCCAUCUCGUGCUCUUAUAUAUUGUCUCAACAGAUCUUACCGUCAAUAA
Panicum hallii is the source of this 766-nucleotide messenger RNA. RefSeq lists its product as uncharacterized. The transcript is spliced from 3 exons. Lineage: Eukaryota; Viridiplantae; Streptophyta; Magnoliopsida; Poales; Poaceae. The record is from RefSeq and is a predicted model, not a curated record. The coding region runs from base 35 to 574 and encodes 179 amino acids.